Paramecium primaurelia is the source of this 1428-nucleotide messenger RNA. Lineage: Eukaryota; Ciliophora; Oligohymenophorea; Peniculida; Parameciidae. The record is from the annotation of a GenBank genome assembly.
AUGCCUGAAUCACUUAAAAAAAUAUAUAAUUAAAUCCAUCAAAAAUUUGCUGAUUCAUCCAAUUCAAAAAAUAUCAACAAAUAAAAAUCUAAACUUCUCAAAUAAAGAACAGAAGAAUCUAAAUUUUCAACUUAAUGUACACCUACUUCAGAUUAUACUGAAUAAUAUUUGAAUAAUCUAGUUAAUUAAGAAGAAUGUGUUUUUACUAUUUUAGCUGUUGUUACUAAAUAAAGAAAGGUAAUAAAAUUAUGUUAGAACUUUCUAAAUGCUAUUCCAUAAUCAUAAGGUGAUUGUAAAGAUAUAAUACAAUAGAAAAUUGUAUGUAAAUAAAUGCUAUUAGAAAGAAUGGGAAUCUUUGUAAUUAUGCUCCAAGCAUUAACUGAAAAUUAUAAUGAUGAAUUAUAACAUAUUAAGAAUCUUUUACUUUAUAUACAUAAUGGUAUGGUUAUUUAUUUAGAAUUCUUAAUUAAAUAAAAUCUUACAGAAGAUUAAAAAUAAAUUCUAUAAAAUAGAUUAAGUAAAAUAAAAUAAAAUAGAAGAGCAAAUAAAGCUGUUUAAGAUAUUACAUAAUUAAAGAAACAUGCCAAUGUUGUUCAUUCAUUAUUAAUCUUAUUGUAUUAAUUUAAAUUAUGAUUGUAGUAUAGAAAAUUCUAGUGAUUUAAAAUGUGCAAGAUUUGAAAAAUUAUUAUAAAAUAUCGAUUAGAUAUCAUUAUAAUAAGGAACUAUGUUAAUCAAACAAUAAUUUGAUAAAGUCAUUUAUGAAAUCAAUAAAAUUAGAUAAACUAUAGAUACAAAUGAAACUGAAAAAACUCUUGAAUAAGAAGAAAUAGAAAAACAUUUAGAAUUAAAAAUACCUUACUUGCCAAAAUUUAAUGGAUAUACUUUAGUAAUUGAUUUAGAUGAAACUUUAGUUCAUUAUCAAGAAGUAUUUUUAUAUAAUUGAUCAAGUUAGUUGAUGAUGGAUAAUUCUUAGUUAGACCAUAUGCUGAAUAAUUUUUAAUAGAAAUGAGUAAAUAUUAUGAAAUAGUAAUAUUCACAGCAGCCUUAUAAGAUUAUGCAGAUUUCAUUCUAGAUUUGAUUGAUAAAAUCAAUGUUAUUUCUCAUAGAUUAUACAGAUAACAUACUACAUAAAUAGAUGGAACACAUGUUAAAGAUUUAACAUUUGUAGGUAGAGAUUUAAAUACUACUAUAAUUAUUGAUAAUAUGGCUGAAAAUUUCUAACAUCAACCAGAAAAUGGUAUUUGUAUUUAAAGUUGGUAUGGUGAUGAAGAUGAUAGAGCUUUAUAUUAAUUGGCACCAAUUUUAUCAUAAAUAGUUAUUAAAAAAUGCAAAGAUAUCAGAAAUGCUUUAAGAUGUUUAAGAAAUCAAAUGUUAGAAAAUAUAGAAAAUGGCGUUGAAGAUCCUCAUCUCCAUUUAUCAUUGAAUUGA